This is a messenger RNA of Ambispora leptoticha, 1836 nucleotides long. The record is from the annotation of a GenBank genome assembly. Lineage: Eukaryota; Fungi; Glomeromycota; Glomeromycetes; Archaeosporales; Ambisporaceae.
AUGAAUAAUCAAGCUAGACGCUCACGACAUGCAUCCGGCAUUUUACCUUCAAAACAGUUUUUCGCCCCUCGAAAGCCAAUAAUACAACACUCGUCAGCUCGACGAAAAUCCACGUAUUCCAUUCACGCAAAUGUUACUCACUCUUCAAACUCACCUACCGAACCGUUGCCUCCAUUACUUUCUGCAAUGGGAAGUGCGGUUCUUUCCUCCUCAAUGUCACGAAUGUCUUCUGAAGAAAAUGACGAGCAUUUGCCACAGCGAUCGGCGCCUACUAAUAGUAUGCCUUUGACCAGAUUCUCGGUUUCCGCUACCAAUCUCAACAGUAGCAGUAAUAAACAGGCCAACCAUUCAUUAGACAUACAAAGUGGAGACUCUAUAAAACAUCAGAGUAUUGAUAAUAUAUCGCAGGCGGCUAUAGACUCUGUAUUAGAACCAGCAAAUUUGGAUAAUUAUAUAGAGUCUGGUGCUUCAAGACGUAUACGGGAUUCUACGCUGACUAUAGAUAUAACUAGGUUUUCUGAUAGUAACAUGUCCAGAGCAUUGUCAAAAAAAAGGAUGACUAAACAAUUGGGUACAAAUGAUCCUGCCAUGUCUCCAUACGCGUCAAUGGCAAAAUUAUUUCCCCGUGUUGUAUUUCAACCUGCUUCCCUGCCUUCAGAAAAGGGCCGAGGACGUAAACGAUUAUAUCAGGUGUGGCCGGGCAGAAAUAGAUUUUUUUUGGGUGGUAGAAUAAUGACUAGUCGUGAUUUUCCUGCAUUUAUGGUCGCGGUAACGACACUUAUCGUACCUGGUCCAUAUCUAUACCAAAAAUUAUCACCGGCGAUUGUUUUUGUUUUUGCUUACCUAUUUCUCUUGGCUUUGACAAGUAUGCUUAGAACUUCAUGGUCAGAUCCAGGUAUAAUUCCACGAAAUCUUGAUCCUUCGCCUCCUUUUGAGGAUUUUGAAGAAACUGAAAAUAAUUUAAACAAUCAUCAGCACACUUAUUUCCCUGCUCGUAGUAUCCCAUUACCGAAAGACGUAAAAAUGAAUGGUACCACAUUGAUACUGAAGUAUUGUGAAACGUGUAAAAUUUAUAGGCCACCAAGAUGUAGUCAUUGUCGUCAAUGUGAUAAUUGUGUUGAAGGUGAAGAUCAUCAUUGUAUAUGGUUAAAUAAUUGUAUAGGUCGUCGCAAUUACCGCACCUUCUACACUUUGAUAUGUACUGGCACUAUACUGUGUCUCUAUAUUUUGGGAUUCUCAUUGGCACAUUUGGUGCUAUUAAUGCAAGAGCGUGCUAUUAGUUUUAUCGAUAGUAUAUUGGUGGCACCCGUGAGUUUUGUUCUUGCCGUGAUCGCUUUUUUAUUAAUGUGGUCUGUGGGUGGAUUAACGAUGUAUCAUACAUAUUUGAUAUGUAAAAACAUGACCACACAUGAACAACUUCGAGCUCCUUUAGCUAGACGGAAUGGACUUAAAAAUCCCUAUGAUUUUCAUAGUAUAUAUCUUAAUUGUUGUUGGGCGCUAUGUAGACCAUUAAUCCACAGACGCGCUUUUGUGGAGCAAGAAUAUUUAGAUGAACGAGAAUUAGCCGGCAGUCGAUUAAGUGAGCCAAAGCCACAAAGACAUCAACAAAUUCAAAUGACAACUACAACUACCACAACCACCACCACGACAACUACAGCCGCUAUACCACAGAGUCCUAUACCACACAGUCCCACUGCCACAGUCGCUACACCACUCAGCCCCACAACCAUAGCCACUACACCACUCAGUUCCACAACCACAAUCACACCAUCUUCUCCACCAUUGAAUUCGAAUUCACGUGAGGAACAAGAUGAAAUGGAUGCUAAAGUUGUAUAG